AACCCUGAAACAAACCCAAUUCCAAGUAUCACUUCUGCCAUCUUCUUCCCAUUCCCAUUAGCUUCUCUAAGCUUCAGUCUUGCCAUGGCUUUUGUUGCUACAGCAUCUGGUCACAUCUUUGGUAUAUUAGCCUUAAUUCUCUUGCUAGUAUGGCUGGUACAUUUCCGUGGUGGAAUCGAACUAGAUUCCGACAAUGCUGAACGCGUAUUCAAUGUACACCCAUUUCUUAUGUACUUUGGUUUCAUAUUUUUUGCUGGUGAAGCAAUUAUGGCCUACAAGACAAUACAUGCAGAGAGGAAGGUUCAGAAAUUUGCUCAUAUGUCUCUUCAUGUUGUCGCAUUCGUACUUGGGAUUAUCGGAAUCUAUGCCACCUUCAAGUAUCACAAGAAGCAAGGGAUAACAAAUAUGUAUAGCUUGCAUUCAUGGCUUGGCAUGGGAACCUUCAUCUUAUAUGGUUUGCAGUGGAUUUUUGGGUUCUUCAACUUCUGGAUUAGAGGAGUAGAUUCAUCAACAAGGAGGUCAUAUGCCCCUUGGCAUAUCUUUUUUGGUAGGGUCCUUCUAUACAUGGCAAUAUGCACAGCAGAGAGUGGGUUGAUGCAGUCAUCAACCCUCUUAGGGUUACAAAAGAGCAAUGAAUCUCGCCUUAUCAACUUCACUGGAUUGGCAAUUCUUCUCUUUGGCAUUGCUGUGGAUCUCACUGUUGCAUCUGUUCCAAAUGCUUAUUAAUUUAUUUCUUCUUCUUCUUCUUUCUCCCUUCCCUUACCCUUCAACCCUCAUUUGAAUGUGAUUUUUCAAUAAUUUUUACUUUUUUUUU
Molecule: messenger RNA, 814 nt
Organism: Telopea speciosissima
Lineage: Eukaryota; Viridiplantae; Streptophyta; Magnoliopsida; Proteales; Proteaceae
Product: probable transmembrane ascorbate ferrireductase 3
Exons: 4
Coding region: 85-726 (213 amino acids)
Molecular function (GO): oxidoreductase activity
Source: RefSeq, a predicted model, not a curated record